Messenger RNA from Lutzomyia longipalpis, 3543 nucleotides. RefSeq names its product TNF receptor-associated factor 4 (gene Traf4). NCBI's taxonomy places the organism in Eukaryota, Metazoa, Arthropoda, Insecta, Diptera, Psychodidae. Bases 1231 to 2643 code for a protein of 470 amino acids. Gene Ontology annotation, cellular component: plasma membrane signaling receptor complex. The transcript has 4 exons. The record is from RefSeq and is a predicted model, not a curated record. Gene Ontology annotation, biological process: regulation of canonical NF-kappaB signal transduction; protein K63-linked ubiquitination; positive regulation of JNK cascade. Gene Ontology annotation, molecular function: zinc ion binding; protein binding.
AGGUUUAUAGUUUACGUCCUGUUUGAAUUAAAUUUGAUUGUUUUUUUAAAAUAAUUUUUAAUAAAUUUCGCUGCUGAAGUUUAAAAAAAAAUCAUCUAAAAAUUUAUUUAGUCGUGAUACAGACCUAAUUACCAAACCUCAUCUCCUGAUCUAAAGAAGUUAGUCUAAUUCGAAAAAAUUAAACCAAGAUUUAAAAAAUCUAGCUCAAAAACCUUUAAAUUUUUCUUAUAAAACUUUAGUGUAAUUUACGAAUUCUUAAGCCUGACUUAGGUAACUUAGCGGGUCUUAUUUUUUGAAUUUUUCCCAAUAUCUUCAUCUAUAGGUUUCAAAACAUUAAGGAUUAAAUAAAAAUUAAAUAAGUAAAAAGGUUCAUUAAGAAAAUUGAUACAAUAGGGCUUUCAAUAAAUUUUACAGGAGUCUUAAAUAAAAUUUCUCAGGGACUCUGUGACUUUGUCAAGUACCUAAAACACUUUCUUUCAGCUAGCUAAGUACCUCUUGGCCAAUGUUAUUUUUAAAAAUAUUCGCUAAGGACCUUAGAGGUCCUUCUGUGUGCGAAAAACCCAAAGAAAACAAACAAUAAAAACAAUCGCCAAACAUACUGCAUAAAGUACAUUUUCAAGUUUUCCAAGAAAAUCACUCUCUCGAAGUGCCUCUAAUUGCCACAGCAAGGAAUCUACUAAACUGCCAACACGUGUUCCUGGAGAGAACCCUUGUGAGACGCAAAGACUGACCAAGUCAAGAGGAUUUCGGGUAGAAGGGGAUGUUAGGAAAAUAUGUUAUUCCAAAAAUAGGCAAGUCCUCCCAAUUCGUCACUGCAUGGAAUAUACAAGCUACUUCUUCCCCUCUUCAAACGAGUUAACCACUGCUUCACAGUUGAACCUCGCGCUGAGCCCACAGUCACGGGAAGAAAAUCAGUUGCUUCUGAAACAUUCACCAGUGAAGACGCACCGGAGCAAGAGAGAAAACAUAGAAGAAGAAUUCUCAAAAGUGAAUAAGAAAAGCACUUGAAGGUAUAAUUUCGUGUCAAUUGGUGAGAGAUUAUACCGCGGAGUGUCGUCAAGGAAUUCCAGUGAAGUUUUUUUUUCUUGUCGUAUUAAGAAGAGUGGGACUGUGCCAGAAGGCUAGAAGAGAAUAUUAGUUUCGUUUUUUUUUCUCAUUCAUCCAACAAAGUCUUUAAGAGUUGUUUGGAAUUUUUUUUGAGAUAGGAAAAGUAAAUAAAGUGUUGAAAAAAUGGUACGAAGUCUUUCGCAGUGGACAAAAACACUGAGUUUCCCAGCACGAAUUUCACCAAAUAGAAAUUCCAAAGAGUGCAACGUGAACGUUCAUCCAAUUACAUUGCCACCACCCACGCCACCACGUAAAUCACAGGCUAACCAUCAGCAGCAAUCAUCGCAGGAGUCCCCAUCACCACAGCCAAAUGUACCAAUAACAGAAAUUAGCCAAAUUAUCUAUCCCGAUCCCGAUUCCGAGAAGGCAAUCAUGGGCUCCCUGGUGUUUUGCAUUCACCACAAGCAGGGCUGCAAGUGGUCGGAUGAGCUGAGGAAAUUGAAGGCACAUCUGAAUACAUGCAAGCACGACGCCGCCCGAUGCCCAAAUAAGUGUGGCUCCCAAAUUCCUCGUAUCAUGAUGGCAGAUCACCUGGCCUUCACCUGCAUCCAACGGCGAGCUGUGUGUGAGUUCUGUAAUGUUGAAUUCACCGGACAGGGCCUCGAGGAACACACGGGCACAUGCAGCCAGGAACCAAUCUACUGCGAAGCCAAAUGCGGAGCACGUGUCCUCCGUGGGCGAAUGUCCAUCCACCGAGUUAAGGACUGUGCCAAGAGAAUGCGGCGUUGUGUGCACUGCAAUAGGGAGUUCUCCGCAGACACCCUGUCAGCCCAUGGAGCUUCGUGUCCCCGUAGUCCCCUCCCAUGCCCACAGCGAUGUGACAUGGGCCCCAUUCCGCGUUCCGAGAUCGAUAACCAUCUGCGCGAGGAAUGCAAAGCCCUCACAAUUCCAUGCACCUUCCGCGAUGCCGGGUGCUCCUUCAAGGGCCCACGGCAUCUGCUUGAGAAUCACAUUGAGAGCAACAUUGGUUCCCACCUGUCGCUAAUGGUAUCCCUGGCGAGUCGGCAGGAGAAGCAAAUUCAGGUGCUGAAGAACACCGUCUCGAAGCUCAGUACAAACUACACAGGCACACUCCUAUGGAAAGUGACUGAUUGGGCAGCAAAGAUGGUUGAGGCAAAGAGCAAGGAUGGGCUGGAACUCAUCUCACCACCAUUCUACACAAGCCAGUAUGGGUACAAACUGCAAGCAUCGAUGUUCCUCAAUGGCAAUGGCCCUGGGGAAGGCACACAUGUCUCUGUGUACAUCAAGGUGCUCCCCGGGGAGUACGAUGCCCUCCUCAAGUGGCCCUUUGGACACUCCAUCACAUUCACACUAUUCGAACAGGGAUGCAGUGGGAGUCAGGGAGGUGUAGCUGAAUCUUUCGUCCCCGAUCCAACGUGGGAGAACUUCCAGCGUCCUUCCAUGGAACCCGACACCCUUGGAUUUGGCUUUCCGCGCUUCAUUUCACACGAACUUCUCACCCGACGACCCUUUGUCAAGGACGACACCAUCUUCCUACGCGUCAAAGUGGAUCCUAGCAAAAUUGUGGCUGUCUAGAUAGAACACACUCACAACAUCCCCGAGAGAUUGUAAAUACUAUGUAUUUUAUCCCACAUCUCAUGAAAAAGCUUAUGUACUUUGAAUUGUAAGAUGCAUUUACUAGAGCGUAAGGAAAGGAAAUUAGUACGAGAGUUGGAGAGGAUCAGACGGCACAUUGUGGCAAAGAUUGAGAAGUUUUUUUUGAUACGAUCUCACCCCACGCAUUAGUUUUUAUUUCUUAUUAGCUUUUGUAAUGAUAAAAUUUGAAUUUUUAGAAUAAAAAAUGGGUUCAAAAGAAAAUAAAAAAGGAAAAAUUAACUUUAGAAUUAUUAUAUUAUUCUUGAGCUUACAAUGUACAAUUUUAAUUUAAUUUCCUUAAUCUAUUAUCCUAAAAAUAGAUUGCUGCUAUCUGGACAAUCUCCAACUCUGUAACCAAGAUAAAUGUAAUCCCUGUAUAGACCAGUAAGACGAUUAAUUGUGUCCAUAAGUGCGCAAAUUAUGGUACAUUAAUUACCGAACGCAUUAACGAUUUUAUAUUUUCUUCUUAAGCAUCGAAAUUUCUUGAUUUUAACUCUUUUUUGUGUGACUUUUUAAUCGUUUUUCUUUUGCUGGAAAUAAACCAAAGUGUUUGGCGGACUUUGCGUUGAGAGAUUUCUAGGGAACUAACUCUAAGAAUCAUUUGCAAAGUCCACAAAAUCAGUUCGACAACGAGUCAUUAAUGUUAGAUUUUGUGUAAAUAACAACAGGCGAGAGACUAAAAUGCAAGACAAUCUUCUAAUCUCUCUUAAUCUUUAAAUUCCAUUUUUUUCUUUUCGUGUAACUUUUGUGUGUAAUCUCCGCGUGGGAGAAAGGUUUUUAUUCUUCUUUAGAGAGUAAGAAAAAAAAUGUGGAAAAUAAAUUUGAAGUGAAAUUUCUGUA